Phytomonas sp. Hart1 is the source of this 363-nucleotide messenger RNA. The record is from the annotation of a GenBank genome assembly. NCBI's taxonomy places the organism in Eukaryota, Euglenozoa, Kinetoplastea, Trypanosomatida, Trypanosomatidae.
AUGGGGACGCAAUCCCGCGACGACGCCCCGCACGCGUUUUUGCUCCGCAGCGGCGAUGUCGUGAUGUUCGCGGGGCCGGCGCGCUUGGCCUACCACGCCGUCCCCCGCAUCUUCGACGACUGCCCCGAUUAUCUGACGGUGCCCGAGGCCGAGCUGACGGACGAGGAGCGCCGCCGCUACGCGCACCACGUCUACUACCACCACCCCAUGCCGGACGGCAGCUUCGUCAAAGUCGACAAGGACGCCAUGACGGAGGACGAGCGGGAGCGCUAUUGGAGGCUGUGCAUGCGGCAUAUGCGGAUUAAUAUCAACGUACGGCAGGUCUAUCCGGAGAACUGCGACUUUAUAUACGAUUCAGAUUAA